AGGAAGACUGUAGCCUGUAGGACGGACGUGGAAAAAGAGGGAGAAGACUAACAUGGAGAGGGAAGAGUGGGGGGAGAGAGAGAGAGAUAAAGGAGGAGAAUGAGUCAAGUUUUUAUUUUUUGAAAUCCAUCCGCUCCAAUUCUUCAAUGCAGUCUCAUCAAAUACGACAGCUUAAAAACCCAUCCCUGAAAACCACCUGUCUUCAAUACCCAGAUCUCUGCUUCACAUAAUUUGAUCAAAGUCUUCACCAUCUUUUCAAAAGUUCCCCUGUUUCUACAUGUUGUUUUGCUCUGUUUUCAGCCAGAAAACUUAUCUUUCUUUAAGCUCCCUGAUCAAUAGAUCUAAACAAUCCAUAGUUCUCUCCCACUUCCUAGGAAAUAUAGCCAUUUCCCUCCCUACAAAUAGCCCCUCUUGCUUUACAAGUUCUCGGCUUUUUUACUUGAACCCGUCUUAUCCAACAAGUCCUGCCCGUUUUCUUUGUCUCCCACUUCAAAAGCCCCACCUGGGUUUCUAAAAUUUGAGCCAAUCCAAUCAUGGGAAUUCAGAAGGACAAGGUGAGAUUCAAUGUUGGAGGCAGGAUUUUCGAGACAACUGCGACAACCCUCGCCAACGCCGGCCGGAAUUCAAUAUUUGGAGCAAUGUUCGACGAGAAUUGGACUCUACAAGCCGGUAAUUCCGAAGAAUACUUCAUUGAUCGAAACCCGGAUUGCUUUGCCAUCCUCCUCGAUCUCCUCCGAACCGGCGAGCUCUACAUUCCGGUGAAUAUUCCAGAAAAGCUCAUCUACAGGGAGGCCCUGUUCUACGGCCUUCUAGACCACGUUCGCUCCGCGAAAUGGGGUCCAUUUGAUGGAAAUCGAUUGCGGCCCUCGCGGUCUAUAACUGGGCGAGCACCAGGCGAUGGAACAGCAAUUCGAGCCGGCCCGGAUGGUGGUUGUUGCGUUGCUCAUGGAAGCAUGGUUCACGUCUAUGAUUGGAUGCUAGAUGAGCAUGCACCAAUCACUCUUGAUUACCAAAGAGUAAACGAUGUUGGUUGGAUUGAUUCACAUAGCAUUUUGAUCAGCGUGUGUGAGCGAUUAGGCCGUGGAGAUGGUGGGAUGGGUCUGUUUAGUUCAUCAACAGGAGAGCUAAGGUACAAAUUUCAAGUCAAUCAUGAGAAUCAAGUUAAGAGCUUUACUGCUGGGGCUUUGAGUUUCAGCUCGGAUUACAAGAUAUUUUCAAGUUGUAAAGGUAGGAGCAAUGAGUAUGGGAUUGGAGUUUGGGACCAAGUAACUGGAAAGCAGAUUGACUUUUUCUAUGAGCCUCUUGGCUGGUCGCUGGGAGAUGCUGACAAGCUUCAAUGGUUACAUGGGAGCAACUGUUUGUUGGUUGCAUCCUUAUUUCCUAGGAAGGACAAUUGUUACAUUAGUUUGUUGGAUUUUAGGGAGAAGAAGAUGGUUUGGUCGUGGUCUGAUAUUGGAGCUCCAAUGACUGUGGAUGAGAAGCGAGUUAGAGACGCAAUAGCAAUGGAGGAGAAUAGCUCUAUCUGUGUGGUGAAUGAGUAUGACGAUUUGGGUUUCAUGGACUUGAGAAGCACUGCUGGGAGCGUCCGGUGGAGCUCGAGAAGCCGGUUGAUGAAGGGGAAGAUGCCUGAGGAACCAUGUUAUCCUAAGUUGGCAUUGCGUGAGGGCCAACUCUUCUCAUCCAUGAACGAUUGCAUAUCUGUGUUUUGUGGUCCUGACUGGGUUUUAACAUCUAGGCUACGAAGAAGCUAUGGAGGUUCAAUAUGUGAUUUUUCCAUUGGUGGUGACCGGCUUUUCGCACUGCAUAGUGAAGAAAAUGUGUUUGAUAUAUGGGAGACUCCACCUCCACCGAUCAUAUGAUUCUGCAAAAUGGUCUGCUUUUUUUGGUUUUUUCCUUUUUGACAUACAUGGUUUUCUAUUUUGUUUUUGUAGUUUUUAGAAGAUGGAGUUUGCAUAGGUGUUAGGAAACUUAAGAGGUAGUAUAAGAGCUCUGAGCUCGUAUAGGGUUUUGCUAAUUGUUAGAGAGAUGGAAGUUAUUACUUUAAUAACUGAUUAUAACCUCGUAUACAUGUAGAGGGAUAUCUGAAUUGUGACUGUAAAUGGGGAGUUCCCAUUGUUGGAACGAUGAACGUGAAGAACUCUUUCAGGUU
Molecule: messenger RNA, 2149 nt
Organism: Juglans microcarpa x Juglans regia
Lineage: Eukaryota; Viridiplantae; Streptophyta; Magnoliopsida; Fagales; Juglandaceae
Product: BTB/POZ domain-containing protein At2g24240-like
Exons: 2
Coding region: 534-1859 (441 amino acids)
Biological process (GO): protein homooligomerization
Molecular function (GO): protein binding
Source: RefSeq, a predicted model, not a curated record